AUGGCUAGAAGAAACAGAAAUAGAAACUCAUCUACAGGGGUUAAAGGACCAAGUUCUGCAUUAACUGAAUUUUUAAAAAGUGAAGGUAUCACUGACGCGUUUAGACAAAGACGUGAAAGAGAAGCAGCAGCAACAAAUUCAACGGGGGAUAAUAGUUUAAAUGAAACUCCCGAACCUAAUGAGAUUGGGGAUUUAGCAUCUCAAGGAACUUCAAAUAAUAAUUCAAACGUAUCAUCAAGAAAUAAUAGUCCUGCUUUAUCAAGAAGAACUUCACAACGCGGCAAUUCAAUAACGCCUAAUAGAUCAACAGAUAAUACUUUAUCAAAUAAUGGCACUUCCACAAAAGACGGAGAUGAUGAGGAAGAAGAAGAUGAAGAAAUAAUACUAAUGAGAAAAGCUGCCAAGAGAAAAUUAAAAGCAGCAAUGAAAAACAGUGUAAGAGGUAAAAGAAAAAAAAGUGGUCAACCAGAUGAUAGUUCAAGUGAUAGUAGUGAUGAAAAUAGUGAUAAUGAUUUAUAUAGUGACGAAGAUGAAGAUGAUUUAGGUGAUGCAGAUAUGAAAAAAUUUGGAGAUUUAGAUACUUGUGUUGAUUGUGGUAAAGAAUUUGAGUUAUCAGUAUUUUCAAGAUAUAUAAAUGAAAAAUCGGGAUAUUUAUGUGAUCCAUGUAAUAAAAUUCUAAAGUCAAGAGAAAGAAAAGCCAAAGCCAAUCAAAUGAAUGCAAGAAAGAAAAGAAAAAGAGUUGCUCAAGCAUUAUUAAAUAAAUCAACUGUUAAAAUCCCAAAAUUACAAGAUGUUUGUAUUAAAAAAAUCACUCAAAAUAUUGAAGAUGUUGAUGUAUUGGGAGAUAUUGGACAAUUUAAUUUAAAUAAAAUAUCAGCAAUUUUAUCUAAGAAUAGAUCAUUAAAUGAUAAAACAAUAUCAUUAUUUUUAUCACCGGAUUUAAAACAAUUAUCAUUCUGGGACUGUUCAAAUGUUGACUCAGAUUCAUUAAACAAGAUAGCGUCAUUUUGUCCAAAUUUAGAAUCAUUGACUUUAUUCAUGUGUGGUCAAUUACAUAAUGAUAAUUUAGAAUAUUUUGCGACAAAUUUAAAUCAUUUACAUACUUUAUCAUUAAAUGGUCCUUUCUUAAUUAGUGAUAAAAUGUGGCAAGCAUAUUUCAAACAAAUGAAAGGUAAAUUACAAAAAUUUGAAGUUAGAAAUACUCAUAGAUUUGGUAAUGAUUCUUUGAUUAGUCUUUUAAUAAAUUGUGGGAAAGAUUUAACUUCUUUGAAAUUAUCAAGAUUGGAUGGGUUGACUAGUUCAGAUUCUUAUCAAGAAAUAAGCUCAUAUAUUUCCAAAAACAAAUUGACUCAUCUAGAAAUUUCAUAUCCUACAAAUGAAGAUAUAGUAACUGAUGAAAUUCUUAUAGACUUGUUAGCCAAAACAGGUGAUUCAUUAAUUUCAUUAAAUGUUGAUGGCUGUUCAGCAUUAACUGAUAACUUUCUAUUAGAAGGUGUAGCAAAAUAUUGUUCAAAUUUAACACAAUUAUCAAUGAAAAAUUUAGAUCAAGUUACAAAUGAAGGAUUUGCAGAAGCAUUUAGUAAUUAUUCCAAAGUAAAUGCGGGUGGAUUAUUAGAAGUCAAUUUGAUGAAAUGUUCAGAUUUAGGAGAUGAAGCACUAUUUGCAUUAUUAAGUCAUUCAUGUCAUACAUUAGUUGAAUUAAGUAUCAACUCAUUAGAUCGAAUAACAAAUGAAUUUUUAUCACAAAUAUUCACAAAUGAUCAUCAUCAAUUUAAAAAAUCGUUAAGAGAAAGAACAGAAAAUGGAGGAUCACAAGAAGACCAAUUGAAAUAUUAUCAAGAAAUUCAUUUACCUUUACUAACAUAUUUAGAUUGUUCAUUUGUUCGUAGUGUUGAUAAUGAAAUAUUAUCUUUAAUUAGUGAAAAAUGUUCUAAAUUACAAAUUAUUGAAGUAUAUGGUGAUAAUAGAUGUAAUGGUAAAGCAGUAUUUAGAGAUGAUUUAAUGGUGAUUGGUCGUCAAACUGAUGAAUUAUAG
This is a messenger RNA of Lodderomyces jiufengensis, 2034 nucleotides long. RefSeq names its product UV-damaged DNA-binding protein (gene RAD7). The transcript has a single exon. Gene Ontology annotation, biological process: SCF-dependent proteasomal ubiquitin-dependent protein catabolic process. Gene Ontology annotation, cellular component: SCF ubiquitin ligase complex. NCBI's taxonomy places the organism in Eukaryota, Fungi, Ascomycota, Pichiomycetes, Serinales, Debaryomycetaceae. The coding region runs from base 1 to 2034 and encodes 677 amino acids. The record is from RefSeq and is a predicted model, not a curated record.